AUGAAGACUCCACUCAGUUACUAAACUGCAAGAUAAAGCUUCCAAAAGCAACCAAAUCCCUAGGAAGGUUCACAUUUUAUGCAAUUGUCUAUGCAUUAGGACCUAGCUGCCCAACCAAUUAACAAUUCCUCUUUUGCAGACUCCAGUGGAUUAGCACUAGCAGUGGGCAAAUUAUUUAUCAGGAUUAAAGAGAAUCUUAAAGUCACUUCACUUCCCUCCCAUCUUCAUCAGUACUCGAGCAAAUAAUCUUUUUACAGAGACGAAAAACCAUGGCUGAAUUUGUAGGAGGAGCGAUUCUCUCGGCUUUUCUUCCAGUUCUUUUUGAGCGGAUGGCUUCUGAAGAAUUUCUACGCUUCUUCAAAAGCCGAAAUCUCAAUGACGGACUGCUAAACAAGUUGAAGACAACUUUGAAUUCUGUUGAUGGACUGCUUGCUGACGCAGAGGAGAAGCAGAUCACUCAGCCAGCAGUGAAAAUUUGGCUCCAUGAUCUCAAAGAUGCUGUCUACGACGCGGAUGACUUGUUGGAUGAGAUUGCUUAUAAAGCUCUACAAUCCAAGUUGGAACAUGCAUCUCAUAGACAGAUGGUAAAGAAAUUUCUCUCUUCUCAUAAUCCCUUCAAAAAGGAUAUGUUGGAGGAAAAGUUAGGAGAGAUCCUUGGGAGACUUAAGUUUCUAUUAGAACAAAAGGAUCCACUUGGUUUGGGAGAAAAAAUUGGAGAAAACCUGUCUCUGAGGAAAACACCAACCACUGCUCUGCCAGAUGAUGAUGAAUCCGGUGUUUAUGGUAGGGAUAACGACAAGGAAGCCAUUAUAAAGAUCCUGCUAUCCGAUUCUGAUACCAAUGGCUUGGAUGUGAUACCCAUUGUGGGUAUGGGUGGGAUCGGUAAGACCAUUCUUGCUCAACUUGUCUACAAUGACAGCAGAGUACAGCACUUUCAACCCAGAGCAUGGGUCUGCGUAACAGAAGAAUUCAAUGUUUUCAAUGUAACAAAAGGUAUUCUUAUGGAAGUCAAGCCAGGGUCUCAUGACGACAAGACUCCAAAUCAAAUUCAGCAAAAGCUGAAGGAAGAAUUGAGUGAGAAAAAAUUUUUGCUCGUCUUGGAUGAUCUUUGGAAUGAUGAGUAUGAUGAUUGGAAUAAUUUACGCAAACCAUUAAUGUAUGGAGCAAAAGGAAGUAAGAUCCUUGUUACAACUCGCAAUGAAAGCGUGGCAUCAGUCGUGGGUGCUGUUGAAACUUAUCAUUUAGAGAAAUUAACUACCGAGGAUUGCUGGUCCUUGUUUGAAAAGUAUGCAUUUCUCAAUGAUAAUUCCAGCGUGCAUCCUAAAUUAGAAGACAUUGGCAAGGAGAUAGUAAGCAAGUGUGAUGGCCUACCUUUAGCAGCAAAAACACUUGGUGGCCUGCUACGUGCUGAAAGAGAUGCUGAGAAAUGGGAGAAAAUAUGGAAGAGCAACAUAUGGGGAUUAUCAAAUGGCAGGAUUCUUCCGGCUCUAAGAUUGAGCUAUCAUUAUCUCCCUUCUCUUUUAAAGCAAUGCUUUGCUUGUUGUGCUAUAUUUCCUAAACAUUAUGAAUUUGACAAGGAAGACUUAGUUCUUCUAUGGAUGGCCGAGGGCUUUCUAGCCCAACCUGUAGGAGGCAAGGAUAUGAAAGAAGUUGGUAACGAUUGCUUUGAUGAUCUUGUGUCGAGGUCACUUUUCCAACGAUCUAAAGGUCGUGGAUCUUGCUUUGUUAUGCAUGAUCUCAUUAAUGACUUAGCUAAAUUUGUUUCUGGAGAAUUUUUCUUUCAGUUGGAGGAGGGCGAUAAUUCACUCAAAAUUGUUAGGAGGACUCGCCAUUUCUCCUAUGCUAAAUCAGAACCAGAUUUCUUUAAGAAAUUUCCAGGCAUUUGUGAAGCCAAACUUCUGCGCACUUUCAUAUAUAUGGAGCCAUAUACGGAGCAAUGGCAGAGCAGUUCAUACAUCAGAGACCAGGUAACACAUGAUUUAUUGCCGACGCUCAGCCGUCUACGAGUACUAUCUUUAUCUCGGCAUUGUAUAUUUAGGUUGCCUGAUUCAAUUAGAGAAUUGAAGCUAUUACAGUAUCUGAAUCUUUCUGGAACAUUAAUCAGAAGCCUGCCCGAAUCUAUAUGCAGUUCGUAUUUGUUGCAAAUUUUAAUCUUGCGUGAGUGUAAAAACUUAGUUGUGUUGCCGACUAACAUCGGAAGAUUAAUCAACUUGUCUCAUCUUGAUAUAAGAGGAACAAAACUGCAAGAGAUGCCACCAGAAAUGGGUAAGCUUAUAAAGCUUCAAAAGUUAACAGAUUUCUUUCUCAGAAAACAGAGUUGGUCUAGCAUUAAAGAACUGGGGAAGCUUCAAGCUCUUGCAGGAGAACUUUGUAUCUGGAAUCUCCAGGACAUUGAGGAAGCCAAAGAUGCCGUGGAGGCCAAUUUGAAGGGUAAGAAGAAACUUAAGAAGUUGAAGUUGACAUGGGAGAGGAACAUCCACGAUAGUAUUGAUUCAGAGCAUGACAGGUGUGUGCUGGAGUCGUUACAACCUCAAACACAAUUGGAACAUCUUUCAAUUCAUGGUUAUUGCGGUGCCAGCUUUCCAGAUUGGAUAGGACACUCUUCUUUUUCUCGUAUAGUGUCGUUGGAGUUGAGUGGAUGUGGAAUGACUUGCUCUUAUUUACCGCCACUUGGGCAGCUAGCGUCUUUAGAAUAUCUUACUAUCGUACACUUUGGAGUUGAGGUUGUCGGUCCUGAGUUCUAUGGAAGUUGCACAUCCAUGAAGAAGCCAUUUGGAUUGUUGAAAGUUCUAAGCUUUUCAUAUAUGGGAAGAUGGCGGGAGUGGAUUUCAUGUGAAGGAGCCUUUCCUGUCCUUGAAGAGCUUCAUGUAAGUAGUUGUGCCAACCUAAAGAAGGUUGCCCUGCCUGGUUAUCUUCCUUGUUUAACGACACUGGAUGUUGAUAGUUGUCAGCAGCUAGCAGUUGCACUUCUAAGGGCUCCAGCUAUACUUAGAGUGAGUACUGUAGGCGUGACAUUGGAGAAACUGCCUUCUGGGUUGUACAGUCUCAUAAGUUAUGGAUUGGAGCCAUUUGACUUUGUAAUGGAGAUAAUGGGAAGAAUUGGUCUUCUUCCUAAUGCUUUAGAAAAAGUUGUAAUCUAUGACUCUUAUUCACUAGAGAACUUUCCACUAACGUUGUUUAGUGAGGUGAAGACUCUGAAAGUAAGAGACUCUGGAAAUCUGGAUGAUUUUUUAACGCCCGGGACAAAUGGGGAUAUUACAUCUCUCGAUUCCUUGGAAAUUGAGAAAUGCCAAUAUUUAGUAUCUUUUCCGGAAGGAGGAUUGCCCGCCUCAAAUUUGACACGGCUUUCAUUAUGUGAUUGCCCAAAUUUGAAGUCACUACCUCAGAAUAUGCGCUCUCUUCUCCUUUCUCUUGUUGAUUUGAGGAUAAUGAGUUGUCCGGCACUUGAGUCGUUUCCUGAGGAUGGGCUACCCUCCUCCCUUUCUUCUUUAUCUAUCAGUUAUUGUGCAGAACUCGAGCCAUUUCCAAAAAGAUGUUUGCCGGACAAAUUAGAAUCGCUGCAUAUUCAGAGUUGCAACAAACUGGUCGCAGGCCGCAUGCAGUGGGAUCUACAAACCAUCCCCUCUCUUGUGAAACUUGUGAUUGAAAGAUGUAAAGAUGUGGAAUCUUUUGAGAUGUUACUGCCAUCCUCUCUUAUCUCUCUUGAAAUUAAUCAUCUUCAUAAUCUGAAAUGUUUAGACUUCAAGGGGCUUCAAAACCUCACUUCUCUUAGAGAAUUGAAGGUCUGCAGCUGCCGUGAGCUCCAGUAUAUGCCAAAAUCUUUGCAUUCCCUCGUCCCUUCUUUUACAAGUUUGGAAAUAAAUCAUUGUCCAAAGCUUGAGUUGUUUCUGGAAGGGUGUUUGCCCCCAAAAUUAGAAUCACUUGAAAUCUAUGCUUGCAGCAAACUCCUUGCUCACCUCAUGCAAUCGGAUUUGCAAGGACUGUCCUCUCUUUCACAGCUUACAAUUGCCGAGUAUGGUGCCAAAGAUAUGGAAUCCUUUCCUGGCAAGAUGCUGCUCCCUUCCACUCUCACUUCUCUUAAAAUCUACAGUCUUGAGAAUCUGAAGUUUUUGGACAAGGGCCUUCUACACCUCACAUCUCUUAAAGAAUUGCAGAUAACUCAUUGCUAUAAUCUCCAAUCCCUACCUGAAGAAGGGCUGCCUUCCUCCCUUUCUUCUCUCCUUAUCCAUGCUUGCCCUUUGUUAGAGCAAAAGUGUAGAUCGGGUGCGCAAUAUCGGUCAAUGAUUUCUCAAAUCCCUGACGUAUGAGUGAUACACCACUAGAUGAGUCUCUGGUUUAUCAUUCAUCCAAACUCUUAAAGUUUUGGAGCAUCAAAUCUUAGACAAAAGCAGAUUCAAAAAUCUAGAGCCUUGUAAUUGAUUCCACUCUGAAGUCUGAACCGAAAUUCCAGGUGAACUAUGAUGUGUAUUUGCGCGCACCCAGCAGAACUUGUUAUGUUGGAAAGUGUUUUUGGUGGACAAAAUCUGUGGUCAAAUGAACAGUCCUUAGGAGAAGCAACAUAUCGUAUUCUCAAUUAGACUACUAAUGCAGGAUACCAAAUCCAGGCAAAUAACAUUGAUAUCUUUCCACUAGCUGUCUGCCGCAAUCAAGAAGGUAAGAUGCAAAAACUGUUCAACCUUGAAUGAAGAAUUGGGAGCAAUUACCUUGUUCUGUUGCCAGAGGAUUUGAUGAGGUCUAUCAGUUUUGGAUAUGCAAGUUCAUUCUCAGUCUUGUAUCAAAAAAGAAGCAUUACAGAUUCCAAGCUUCAAUGAGAUAUGAAUAGAUUGCAAUGAAGUUCAUUGCUGCCUAGUAAUCGUCUUCAGUAAAACAAUUUCUGGAUGGAAGACUGAACAAAUACAAUUAUCAAUGUUACCAGUGUGAGUUAAGCUUUCAUUACUUUAGCCUUGAGCAUAUGCCAUUGCCAUGACGAGGAUUCACAAGCUUCUAUCUGCUAUAAGGUAUGUGUUGAUGGUGAUUGGAAACAAGGUAUUAAUAAGGGGCUUACAGUGCAAAUUUCUUCAAAUCCAAUUGAGAACUAACUCGUCAAAAACCUUGGGCAUGUGAAUUUGCAUUAUUAGCUGUAGUUUAUCAUCAUUAAUGUUAUAGCUGUUAAUCUUCAAUUCAGACAGCCGUCACAAGGUGUAGGUUUUUCAUAAUAGUAGCAUAGGGUAUUGUUGGCCAUGCAUAGCAACAAUGAUCAGUGAACUUUCUAAGAUAACUGGGGACAAUGUAUAGUUCUUGUAAGAAAAUCCCGAGUUGAAUUUAACUUGGAUGCCAUAUUGAAGUCACUAUUAAUAAUAUCAUAUGAGAUGUUUCCCCAA
Hevea brasiliensis (rubber tree) is the source of this 5360-nucleotide messenger RNA. Its product is annotated as putative disease resistance protein At3g14460. The record is from RefSeq and is a predicted model, not a curated record. Lineage: Eukaryota; Viridiplantae; Streptophyta; Magnoliopsida; Malpighiales; Euphorbiaceae. Gene Ontology annotation, biological process: defense response to other organism. The transcript has 5 exons. The coding region runs from base 270 to 4307 and encodes 1345 amino acids. Gene Ontology annotation, molecular function: ADP binding.